Molecule: messenger RNA, 11527 nt
Organism: Peromyscus maniculatus bairdii (prairie deer mouse)
Lineage: Eukaryota; Metazoa; Chordata; Mammalia; Rodentia; Cricetidae
Source: RefSeq, a predicted model, not a curated record
GGCGUCGCGCACACAGGCGGCGGCGCUCGGAGGCGGACGACAAGCUCUCCGCGCCCGCGGCUCCGGCCCCGCGCUCUCGCUCCCGAGGCCCAAAGUAACUUCGGGAGCCGCGGUCUCCCGCCAACUUCCCCGCGGGCUCGAUUGCCCGGAACCGCUUGGCUCGAGCCCGCGGCCGGCUCGCCUUCCCUGCGCGUGGCUCUUCCGUGCGGGUGGCUCCAAAACUGAAUGAGAGAGCGCGCGGGGCGCGCGGCGGCACGGAGCGCGGCGGCAUGGAGCGCGGCUGCUGGGCGCCGCGGACUCUGGUCCUGGCCAUGCUGCUGGUGGCGACACUGAGGGCGCACGCGGCCACCGGCUACUACCCGCGCUUCUCGCCCUUCUUUUUCCUGUGCACCCACCACGGGGAGCUGGAAGGGGAUGGGGAGCAGGGCGAGGUGCUCAUUUCCCUGCAUAUUGCGGGCAACCCCACCUACUACGUACCGGGACAGGAAUACCAUGUUGCAAUCUCAACAAGCACCUUCUUUGACGGCUUGCUGGUGACGGGCCUGUAUACCUCUACAAGUGUCCAGUCUUCUCAGAGCAUUGGCGGCUCCAGUGCCUUUGGAUUUGGGAUCAUGUCUGACCACCAGUUUGGUAACCAGUUUAUGUGCAGUGUAGUUGCCUCUCAUGUGAGUCACCUGCCUACAACCAACCUCAGCUUUGUCUGGAUUGCCCCCCCAGCGGGCACAGGCUGUGUGAAUUUCAUGGCUACUGCGACACACAGGGGCCAGGUGAUUUUUAAAGAUGCGUUAGCCCAGCAGCUAUGUGAGCAAGGAGCUCCCACAGAAGCCAGUGCUCAGUCUCACCUCGCUGAAAUACACAGUGACAGUGUGAUCCUACGGGAUGACUUUGACUCCUACCACCAACUGGAAUUAAAUCCUAAUAUAUGGGCUGAGUGUAGCAACUGUGAGACUGGAGAGCAGUGUGGCACGAUCAUGCAUGGCAAUGCUGUCACCUUCUGCGAGCCAUAUGGUCCCCGAGAGUUGACCACCACAUGCCUAAACACAACAACAGCAUCUGUCCUGCAGUUUUCCAUUGGGUCAGGAUCGUGCAGAUUUAGUUACUCCGACCCCAGCAUCACUGUGUCAUAUGCCAAGAACAACUCUGCCGACUGGAUGCAACUCGAGAAAAUCAGAGCCCCUUCCAAUCUCAGCACAAUCAUCCACAUCCUCUACCUUCCUGAGGAAGCCAAAGGAGAGAACGUGCAGUUCCAGUGGAAGCAGGACAGCCUGGAUGUAGGUGAGGUGUACGAAGCCUGCUGGGCCUUGGAUAACAUCCUGGUCAUCAAUGCAGCCCACAGACAAGUCGUUCUGGAAGACAGUCUUGACCCAGUGGACACAGGCAACUGGCUCUUCUUCCCUGGUGCAACUGUCAAGCAUAGCUGUCAGUCAGAUGGGAACUCCAUUUAUUUCCAUGGAAAUGAAGGCAGCGAGUUCAAUUUUGCCACCACCCGGGAUGUAGAUCUUUCUACAGAGGAUAUUCAAGAGCAGUGGUCAGAAGAAUUUGAGAGCCAGCCCACAGGAUGGGACAUCUUAGGAGCUGUUGUUGGUACAGAAUGUGGAACCAUAGAAUCGGGUCUAUCACUGGUGUUUCUCAAAGAUGGAGAGAGGAAGCUAUGCACUCCCUACAUGGAUACAACCGGUUAUGGGAACCUGAGGUUCUAUUUUGUUAUGGGAGGAGUCUGUGACCCUGGAGAUUCUCAUGAAAAUGACAUUAUUUUAUAUGCAAAGAUUGAAGGAAGAAAAGAGCACUUCACACUGGAUACCCUUUCCUAUUCCUCCUAUAAGGUUCCAUCUUUGCUUUCUGUCGUCAUCAAUCCUGAAAUUCAGACACCUGCUACCAAAUUUUGUCUCAGGCAAAAGAACCACCAAGGGCAUAAUCGGAAUGUCUGGGCUGUAGACUUCUUCCAUGUGCUUCCUGUUCUACCUUCUACAAUGUCUCACAUGAUACAGUUUUCUAUUAAUCUGGGGUGUGGAACGCAUCAGCCUGGAAACAGUGUCAGCUUGGAGUUUUCCACCAACCACGGGCGUUCCUGGACGCUGCUCCACACUGAGUGCUUGCCUGAGAUCUGUGCGGGUCCCCACCUCCCACAUAGCACUGUCUACUCCUCUGAAAACUACAGUGGGUGGAACCGAGUCACGAUUCCCCUCCCCAACGCGGCACUCACCCGAGACACCAGGAUUCGCUGGAGACAAACAGGAGUAAUCCUUGGGAACAUGUGGGCAAUUGAUAAUGUUUAUAUAGGUCCAUCGUGUCUCAAAUUCUGUUCUGGCAGAGGACAAUGCACUCGACAUGGUUGCAAGUGUGACCCAGGAUUUUCUGGCCCAGCUUGUGAGAUGGCAUCCCAGACAUUCCCAAUGUUUAUUUCUGAAAGCUUUGGCAGCUCCAGGCUUUCCUCUUACCAUAACUUUUACUCUAUCCGUGGUGCUGAAGUCAGUUUUGGUUGUGGUGUCUUAGCCAGUGGUAAGGCCCUGGUUUUCAACAAAGAUGGGAGGCGGCAGCUAAUCACAUCCUUUCUGGACAGCUCACAGUCUCGGUUUCUCCAGUUCACACUGCGGCUGGGGAGCAGGUCUGUUCUGAGCACGUGCAGGGCCCCUGACCAGCCUGGGGAAGGAGUUCUACUGCAUUAUUCUUAUGACAAUGGGAUAACAUGGAAACUUCUGGAGCACUAUUCAUAUCUCAGCUAUCAUGAGCCCAGAAUAAUCUCUGUAGAACUACCCGAUGAUGCAAGACAGUUUGGAAUCCAGUUCAGAUGGUGGCAGCCACACCAUUCUUCCCAAGGAGAAGAUGUGUGGGCUAUUGAUGAGAUUGUCAUGACCUCUGUCCUGUUCAACAGCAUCAGUCUUGACUUUACCAAUCUUGUGGAAGUCACUCAGUCUCUGGGAUUCUACCUUGGAAACGUUCAGCCAUACUGUGGCCAUGACUGGACACUUUGUUUUACGGGAGAUUCUAAACUUGCCUCAAGCAUGCGCUAUGUGGAAACACAGUCAAUGCAGAUCGGAGCAUCCUAUAUGAUUCAGUUCAGCCUGGUGAUGGGAUGUGGCCAGAAAUACACUCCUCACAUGGACAACCAGGUGAAGCUGGAGUACUCAGCCAACCACGGCCUUACAUGGCACCUUGUACAAGAAGAAUGCCUUCCCAGUAUGCCAAGUUGCCAGGAAUUUACAUCUGCCAGCAUUUACCAUGCCAGUGAGUUCACACAGUGGAGGAGAGUCAUUGUUCUUCUUCCCCAGAAGACCUGGUCCAGUGCCACCCGCUUCCGCUGGAGCCAGAGCUAUUACACAGCCCAGGAUGAGUGGGCGUUAGACAGCAUUUACAUUGGGCAGCAGUGCCCCAACAUGUGCAGUGGGCAUGGCUCAUGCGACCAUGGCUUGUGCAGGUGUGACCAGGGAUACCAAGGAACUGAAUGCCACCCAGAAGCUGCACUUCCUUCCACAAUUAUGUCAGAUUUUGAGAACCCAAACGGUUGGGAAUCUGACUGGCAAGAAGUUAUUGGGGGAGAAAUUGUAAAGCCAGAGCAAGGCUGUGGGGUUGUUUCUUCUGGAUCUUCCCUAUACUUCAGCAAGGCUGGGAAAAGACAACUGGUGAGCUGGGAUCUGGACACAUCUUGGGUGGACUUUGUCCAGUUCUACAUCCAGAUAGGCGGCGAGAGUGCUUCGUGCAACAGGCCUGACAGCAGAGAGGAGGGCGUCCUCCUCCAGUACAGCAACAAUGGGGGCAUCCAGUGGCACCUGCUGGCAGAGAUGUACUUCUCAGACUUCAGCAAACCCAGAUAUGUUAGUCGGAUAUGGCGGAACAAGCCAGUAACCAAAGCACUUCUGAAGAACUUUUAUGAGAAGCCAGCUUUUGAUUACCCUAUGAAUCAAAUGAGUGUGUGGUUGAUGUUGGCCAAUGAAGGGAUGGCUAAAAACGAUAGUUUCUGUGCUGCCACACCUUCAGCCAUGGUGUUUGGAAAGUCAGAUGGAGACCGAUUUGCAGUUACUCGAGAUCUGACCCUGAAACCUGGAUAUGUGCUCCAGUUCAAGUUGAACAUAGGGUGUGCCAGCCAGUUCAGCAGCACUGCCCCAGUUCUCCUUCAAUACUCACACGAUGCUGGCAUGUCCUGGUUUCUGGUGAAGGAAGGAUGUUUUCCAGCUUCAGUAGGCAAAGGAUGUGAAGGGAACUCCCGAGAAUUGAGUGAGCCCACCGUCUACUACACUGGGGACUUUGAAGAAUGGACAAGAAUCACCAUUGCUAUUCCAAGGUCCCUUGCAUCCAGCAAGACCAGAUUCCGAUGGAUCCAAGAGAGCAGCUCUCAGAAGAACGUGCCUCCCUUCGGCUUGGAUGGAGUGUAUAUAUCUGAGCCUUGCCCCAGCUACUGCAGUGGUCACGGAGACUGCAUCUCGGGUGUGUGUUUCUGUGACCUGGGAUACACAGCUGCACAAGGAACCUGUGUGUCAGACAUCCCUAACCACAGUGAGAUGUUCGAUCGGUUUGAAGGAAAGCUAAGCCCGCUGUGGUACAAGAUAACAGGAGGUCAGGUUGGGACUGGCUGUGGGACACUCAACGAUGGCAGGUCCCUCUACUUCAAUGGCCUUGGGAAACGGGAAGCCAGGACUGUCCCACUGGACACCAGGAAUAUCAGACUUGUUCAGUUUUAUAUACAAAUUGGAAGUAAAACAUCAGGUAUUACGUGUAUCAAACCACGGGCUAGAAAUGAGGGGCUUGUUGUUCAGUAUUCAAAUGACAAUGGGAUAAUCUGGCAUUUGCUGCGCGAGUUGGAUUUCAUGUCAUUUCUGGAGCCACAGAUCAUUUCCAUUGACCUGCCACGAGAAGCAAAGACACCUGCCACAGCUUUCCGGUGGUGGCAGCCGCAGCACGGGAAGCAUUCAGCCCAGUGGGCUUUGGAUGAUGUCCUUAUAGGAGUGAAUGACAGCUCUCAAACUGGAUUCCAAGAUAAAUUUGAUGGCUCUAUAGACUUGCAAGCCAAUUGGUAUCGAAUCCAAGGAGGCCAAGUUGAUAUUGACUGUCUCUCUAUGGACACUGCCCUGAUAUUCACUGAAAACAUAGGAAAACCUCGGUAUGCUGAGACCUGGGAUUUUCAUGUGUCACCAUCAAGCUUCUUACAGUUUGAAAUGAGCAUGGGCUGCAGUAGGCCCUUCAGCAGCACCCACAGUAUACAGCUCCAGUAUUCUCUGAACAACGGCAAGGACUGGCAUCUUGUCACCGAAGAGUGUGUCCCUCCAACCAUUGGCUGUCUGCACUACACAGAAAGUUCAAUUUACACCUCAGAAAGAUUCCAGAACUGGAGGCGGGUCACAGUCUACCUUCCACUCUCUACCAAUUCUCCCAGGACACGGUUCAGAUGGAUUCAGGCCAACUACACCACAGGAGCAGAUUCCUGGACUAUUGAUAAUGUUGUACUGGCCUCAGGGUGUCCUUGGAUGUGCUCAGGACGAGGAAUUUGUGAUGCUGGACGCUGUGUGUGUGACCGGGGCUUUGGGGGGCCCUAUUGUGUUCCUGUCGCUCCCCUCCCCUCCAUUCUGAAAGAUGACUUCAACGGGAACUUGCAUCCUGACCUUUGGCCUGAAGUGUACGGUGCAGAGAGGGGGAAUCUGAAUGGUGAGACCAUCAAAUCUGGAACAUCUCUGAUUUUUAAAGGGGAGGGACUAAGAAUGCUUAUUUCAAGAGACCUAGAUUGCACCAAUACUAUGUAUGUCCAGUUUUCACUGAGAUUUAUAGCAAAAGGUACUCCAGAGCGGUCUCACUCCAUCCUGUUACAGUUCUCUGUCAAUGGAGGAAUCACCUGGCACCUCAUGGAUGAGUUCUACUUCCCUCAGACAACCAGUACACUUUUCAUUAAUGUUCCCUUGCCGUACAGCGCCCAGACCAACGCUACAAGAUUCAGACUCUGGCAACCAUAUAGCAAUGGUAAGAAAGAGGAAAUCUGGAUUAUUGAUGACUUCAUUGUUGAUGGAAAUAAUUUGAACAACCCUGUGAUGCUUCUGGAUACGUUUGACUUUGGGCCCAGAGAAGACAACUGGUUUUUCUACCCGGGUGGUAACAUAGGUCUUUACUGUCCGUAUUCUUCAAAGGGAGCUCCUGAGGAAGAUUCAGCCAUGGUGUUUGUUUCCAAUGAAGUUGGUGAGCACUCCAUUACCACCCGUGACAUAAGUGUAAAUGAGAACACCAUCAUUCAGUUUGAGAUCAAUGUUGGAUGCUCCACGGAUAGCUCAUCUGCUGAUCCAGUCAGACUGGAGUUUUCAAGGGACUUCGGAGCCACCUGGCACCUGCUGCUGCCCCUCUGCUACCACAGCAGCAGCCAUGUCAGCUCCUUGUGCUCCACGGAGCACCACCCGAGCAGCACCUACUACGCAGGGACCACCCGGGGCUGGAGGAGGGAGGUCGUGCACUUCGGGAAGCUGCACCUCUGCGGCUCUGUGCGUUUCCGCUGGUACCAGGGGUUUUACCCUGCUGGCUCGCAGCCAGUCACGUGGGCCAUCGAUAAUGUCUACAUUGGUCCCCAGUGUGAAGACAUGUGCAGCGGACAUGGGAGCUGCAUCAAUGGAACCAGGUGCCUCUGUGACCCAGGCUACUCUGGUCCCACCUGUAAAAUCAGCACCAAAAAUCCUGAUUUUCUCAAAGAUGAUUUUGAAGGUCAACUGGAAUCCGAUAGAUUCUUAUUAAUGAGUGGUGGGAAGCCUUCCCGGAAGUGUGGGAUACUUUCCAGUGGGAACAACCUCUUUUUCAACGAAGAUGGCUUGCGCAUGCUGGUGACUCGGGACCUGGAUUUAUCACAUGCUAGAUUUGUGCAGUUCUUCGUGAGACUGGGAUGUGGUAAAGGUGUUCCCGACCCCAGGAGCCAGCCAGUGCUUCUGCAGUAUUCCCUCAAUGGUGGCCUCUCCUGGAGUCUUCUUCAAGAGUUCCUUUUCAGCAACUCCAGCAAUGUGGGCAGGUACAUUGCCCUGGAAAUGCCCCUGAAAGCCCGUUCUGGUUCUACACGCCUCCGCUGGUGGCAGCCAUCUGAAAAUGGACACUUCUAUAGCCCCUGGGUGAUUGACCAGAUUCUUAUUGGAGGAAAUAUCUCUGGUAAUACAGUCUUAGAAGAUGAUUUCUCAACUCUGGACAGCAGAAAGUGGCUGCUUCAUCCAGGAGGCACCAAGAUGCCUGUGUGCGGCUCCACAGGCGACGCCCUGGUCUUCAUUGAAAAGGCCAGCACCCGCUAUGUGGUCACCACAGACAUUGCUGUGAACGAGGACUCAUUCCUACAGCUAGAUUUUGCUGCCUCCUGCUCAGUCACAGACUCUUGCUAUGCUGUCGAACUGGAGUACUCGGUGGACCUUGGGCUGUCGUGGCGCCCAUUGAUGAGGGACUGCCUGCCCACCAAUGUUGAGUGCGGCCGCUAUCACCUACAGCGGAUCCUGGUGUCAGACACUUUCAACAAGUGGACCAGAAUCACUCUGCCCCUCCCUCCCUAUACCAGGUCUCAAGCCACUCGUUUCCGCUGGCACCAACCAGCACCUUUCGACAAGCAGCAGACAUGGGCAAUAGAUAAUGUCUAUAUUGGGGACGGCUGUCUAGACAUGUGCAGUGGCCAUGGGAGGUGCAUCCAGGGAAGCUGUGUCUGUGAUGAGCAGUGGGGAGGCCUGUACUGUGAUGAGCCUGAGACCUCCCUCCCAGUCCAGCUCAAAGACAACUUCAAUCGGGCUCCCUCCAGCCAGAACUGGCUGACUGUGAACGGUGGGAAACUGAGCACUGUGUGUGGAGCUGUGGCUUCGGGACUGGCUCUGCAUUUCAGUGGGGGCUGUAGCCGAUUGCUGGUCACUGUGGAUCUAAACCUCACUAGUGCCGAGUUUAUCCAGUUCUACUUCAUGUAUGGAUGCCUCAUUACACCGAGCAACCGUAACCAAGGGGUCCUCUUGGAAUACUCCGUCAAUGGGGGCAUCACCUGGAACUUGCUGAUGGAGAUUUUCUAUGAUCAGUACAGCAAGCCUGGAUUCGUGAAUAUCCUUCUCCCUCCUGAUGCUAAAGAGAUUGCUACUCGCUUCCGUUGGUGGCAGCCACGACAUGAUGGCCUAGACCAGAAUGACUGGGCCAUUGACAAUGUCCUCAUCUCAGGCUCUGCCGACCAGAGGACAGUCAUGCUGGACACAUUCAGCAGUGCCCCAGUGCCCCAGCAUGAGCGCUCCCCUGCAGAUGCUGGCCCUGUUGGGAGAAUUGCUUUUGACAUGUUCAUGGAGGACAAAACUUCAGUGAAUGAGAAUUGGCUAUUCCAUGAUGACUGUACAGUGGAAAGAUUCUGUGACUCCCCUGAUGGAGUCAUGAUUUGUGGCAGCCAUGAUGGACGAGAAGUGUAUGCAGUGACCCAUGACCUGACUCCCACUGAAGACUGGAUCAUGCAAUUCAAGAUCUCUGUUGGAUGUAAAGUGCCUGAAAAAAUUGCCCAGAAUCAAAUUCAUGUGCAAUAUUCUACUGACUUUGGUGUGAGCUGGAACUAUCUAGUCCCUCAGUGCUUACCUGCUGAUCCAAAAUGCUCUGGAAGUGUUUCACAGCCGUCUGUGUUCUUUCCAACUAAAGGGUGGAAAAGGAUCACCUACCCACUUCCUGAAAGCUUAGUGGGAAACCCUGUAAGAUUUAGGUUCUACCAAAAGUACUCAGACGUGCAGUGGGCAAUUGACAAUUUUUACCUUGGCCCUGGAUGCUUGGACAACUGCCGAGGCCACGGAGACUGCCUAAAGGAACAGUGUGUCUGUGACCCAGGGUACUCGGGGCCAAACUGCUACUUAACUCACACGCUGAAGACUUUCCUGAAGGAGCGCUUUGACAGUGAAGAAAUCAAACCUGACUUGUGGAUGUCCUUAGAAGGCGGAAGCACUUGUACCGAAUGUGGGGUUCUCGCCGAGGACACUGCACUCUAUUUUGGGGGGUCCACUGUGAGACAAGCUAUUACUCAAGACUUAGAUCUCAGAGGUGCAAAAUUCCUACAGUACUGGGGACGCAUUGGCAGUGAGAACAACAUGACCUCUUGCCAUCGGCCCAUCUGCCGGAAAGAAGGCGUACUGCUGGAUUACUCCAAGGAUGGAGGAAUUACUUGGACUUUGCUUCAUGAGAUGGAUUUCCAGAAAUACAUUUCUGUGAGACAUGACUACAUCCUCCUCCCUGAGGACGCCCUCACCAAUACAACUCGACUCCGCUGGUGGCAGCCUUUUGUGAUCAGCAAUGGGAUUGUGGUUUCCGGGGUGGAGCGUGCACAGUGGGCACUGGACAACAUUCUGAUUGGUGGAGCAGAAAUCAAUCCAAGUCAACUGGUAGACACAUUUGAUGACGAAGGCUCUUCCCAUGAAGAAAACUGGAGUUUUUACCCUAACGCAGUAAGGACAGCGGGAUUCUGUGGCAAUCCAUCCUUCCACCUCUACUGGCCAAACAAAAAGAAGGACAAGACCCACAAUGCUCUCUCCUCCCGUGAGCUCAUCAUACAGCCAGGAUACAUGAUGCAGUUUAAAAUUGUGGUGGGUUGUGAAGCCACUUCGUGUGGUGACCUUCAUUCUGUAAUGCUGGAAUACACUAAGGAUGCAAGCUCUGACUCCUGGCAGCUUGUGCAGACCCAGUGCCUACCCUCCUCCUCCAACAGCAUCGGCUGCUCCCCCUUCCAGUUCCACGAAGCCACCAUUUAUAAUGCCAUCAACAGCUCCAGCUGGAAGAGGAUCACCAUCCAGCUGCCGGACCAUGUCUCCUCCAGUGCCACACAGUUCCGCUGGAUCCAGAAAGGGGAAGAAACUGAGAAGCAAAGCUGGGCCAUCGACCACGUGUACAUUGGAGAGGCCUGUCCCAAGCUCUGCAGUGGGCGUGGCUACUGCACCACUGGUGCGGUCUGCAUCUGUGACGAAGGCUUCCAAGGGGAUGAUUGCUCUGUUUUCAGUCACGAGCUUCCAAGUUACAUUAAAGAUAAUUUUGAAUCAGCAAGAGUCACUGAAGCCAACUGGGAAACGAUUCAGGGUGGUGUCAUCGGAAGUGGCUGUGGGCAGCUGGCACCCUAUGCCCAUGGAGACUCACUCUACUUUAAUGGUUGUCAGAUAAGACAAGCUGCUACCAAGCCACUGGAUCUCACUCGAGCAAGCAAAAUCAUGUUUGUCUUACAAAUUGGGAGCACGUCCCAGACGGACAGCUGCAACAGCGACCUCAGUGGCCCCCACGCCGUGGACAGGGCUGUGCUGCUGCAGUACAGCGUCAACAACGGCAUCACCUGGCAUGUCAUUGCUCAGCACCAGCCGAAGGACUUUACACAAGCUCAGCGGGUGUCUUACAAUGUCCCUCUGGAGGCACGGAUGAAAGGAGUUUUACUGCGCUGGUGGCAACCACGCCACAAUGGGACAGGUCAUGAUCAAUGGGCUUUGGACCAUGUGGAAGUCGUCCUAGUAAGCACUCGAAAACAAAAUUACAUGAUGAAUUUUUCACGGCAACAUGGGCUCAGGCACUUCUACAGCAGAAGACGAAGGUCACUUAGGCCACACCCGUGAAGACGCCACGUUGAUUUCCCUUACAACAUGCGAUGUGUUCCUUCUCGUUGUUUUGAAACUCCUCCCUGCUUCCAGUAUGAGGAAACAUCUACGGAGGACUUGGCUGACAGAAAGCCCUUCAAGACCGAGUGACACCACUUCCCCACACUGUGAACUAAUGAUGAGUGGCUUCUCUGUGCAUAAGUAAACGUUUCAUGUGGUGCGUCCAUGGAGAUUGUGAUCUGUUGUAAUAUCAGUUGCAGUGUCAGUAUUAAGAAUAAGAAAUAGUUUAACAGGCAAAGAAGUUUAAGCACAAAGUUUUAAAGAUUUUAUGUUUAAAGUGGCAUUUUAGCACAGUAUUUAACAUUCCUUGCUCACCGAGCUACUUACGUAGACGUAUUUCAGCUUUGUGUCUUGUUUCAUAUGAUUAAGUUGUCCGUGUCUGUCCUUUGUACUCUCCUCCACAGUGCAACACAUUGAAACCAUGUCUCCUUGCUAUGUUGUGAUGAUUUGCUGCUGAACUAUGAUCUACUUGUAUUCUGCAGGAAGUUAAUUCAAACACCUAUUCAGGAUGAUUGCUGUAAAGACACUGUUAUCUCCUUUAAUAUGCUCUUUAACAUGUAUGUUGAUUUAGCAUCAUUUUGUGGAUAGUAAAAAUGUUUGACCUUGAAAUAUUUUCUACUUAAAAAUUGUGGAUGAGCACCCUAUCUCCCUCCCACAAUGAAGUUCUGAUUACCUUGUCUAAAACCAUUUUUUCAAGUGUUCUGUGGCUAUCUACUAACAGUGACUGCCAUUUUGUGUCUGUGAUAACAAAGUGAUUUGUAACAUGGUGGAUGUUCUCCUCAUUGUGUUCUCUUCAUGGGUUGUUUUCCCUGUGGGUCGUAUUCACACCUUCUGGUGAAGCCGAGUCACACCAGCACCCUGUAGCCCCAGCCUAUCCAUGAGGCAGGAGGCUGCACUCCAGGGUGAGCCAUGCUAAAAGCCCAUGCUUAAAUAAAAAUUAUGUCCAAAAUUCA